AUGUUAAUAGAACUCUUGGCACUGUUGGCUGUUGUUCCGACUGGCUUACUAGCGUUUUAUAUUUGGCUCCUUCAAAGUAGAAAAGGUACCCUAGAAAUCACAACCACCGAAUGUGCAUAUGAUAAGAGUCGAUUUGGUCACAUAUUGAAUUGGGAUAAACAUUGCUUAUACAUUCAUGGUCGUCCAACUAUAAUAGUCAGUGGAGAAUUUCAUUAUUGGCGUCUGCCUGAUAAGUCUCGUUGGGAAAGCAUUUUGAAAAAAUAUUGUGCUGGUGGUUUCAAUUGUAUUCGUAUAUAUUUCCAUUGGGGUUUUCACAGUCCUGACGAAGGAGUUUAUAAAUUUGACGAUAACAGAGAUGUCGAAUAUUUGUUAAAUCUAUGCGAGAAAUUGAAUUUGUAUGUUUUAGCUGCUCCUGGUCCUUAUAUUUGCGCAGAAACACAAGCUGGUGGAUUUCCAAUUUGGUUGGUGGAGAAAGCUGAUAAAUUGCGUCAUGUAAAAUUUACCACAUUUAAACAAUAUGAUGAAAACUUUUCAGAGUAUCAGCGUGAAUGGUUUGAAAAUAUUUUACCUAUACUGGCAAAACACCAAAUAACUGAAAAAUCAAAUGGUUGUAUUAUAGCUUUACAAGUCGAGAAUGAGUUGUUCGAGUUGGUUAAAAUUAUUCCAUUUGGUUUACAUGACGAACUUCGGUUCUUAUGUAAAGUGGCAAGAAAUUGUGGUAUAAGUGUACCAUUGUUUACAAAUGAUGGUGAUGAAUCUGGUUCUUUUAUUGCCAAACCUGAACUUGAUGCUAAGCCUUCAACUCAUUUUUUUAAUCGAAGGACUUUUGGUUUAGAUCUUUAUGGUUUUGAUAAAUAUAUUGUAUUUGUGCCACCAAGCGCGCCUGUACCUUGGACAUUUUAUGAUGAACAGGAUCCAAGUAAAUGGAAACAAUGGGAUCCUAAGGAUUUUAUGAAUUCAAUUGAUAAACUUGAAAAAACAAUUCGAGGCUUUGGCUAUGAUGCUAAACUUCAAGGUGGUUGGUUUACAAGUUAUAAAUUAAAACAUACAUUUGAUGAUGUCUAUAAUUUUUAUGGUGAUUUUUUUACAAGACUUGUAUAUGAAUCCGUCCUUGCGCAAGGAUCUACUAUUGCUAGUAUUUAUAUGACAUAUGGUGGAACUAAUUGGGGAACUUUAGGAGAUGUUGACGGGUGCACCUCAUAUGAUUAUUCUGCAUGUAUUCGUGAAUAUGGUUACAUGUCAUCACGUUUACACAAUUUGCGUUUAACAAUAUUAUUUGUGCGGAGCUUUUCUGAUCUGUUCUCAAGGACUGUGCUAGUUACAAAACCUAAUGUUUCUACAUCAAAUAAAAACAUCAUUAAUCUUCAACGAAGAUCAGAAAACAACAAUGGUGGUGACGGAGCGUUAUUCACAUUUGUCCGAAAUUUUAAUAAAUCUUGUCAAACAAAAUUUCAAUUAACCAUAAAUUAUUUGAAAAAAUCAGCACAGCAACAAGAAGAAGAGCAACAGAAAGAAAUAAAAAUCAUCAUGCAAUGUUAUUGUCAAUAUAAAACUUCAUUUAUUGCAUUGGGAAAUUAUUUAACCAGAAUAGGUGUAAAACUGAUAUUCUCAACCCUGCCAAUUUAUUUAAGGAUUAAUAUUCCACAAAAUCAAAGUUAUCAAGACCGCGGCGAAGUUUGGAUUCUUCCUAGUUGCGAAGUUGGUGAAUUGGCCUUUGAUGGUGAGAUAGUAAUUGAUGGAGGAAACAUCGAACCAACAAUUAAAAAACUUGAAGGAAACUCAAUUAAUGUCCUUUCUUUUGAUGGAAAACAUGAUCAAUCACAUUCACCUUUAAUUGUUAGUUGGGGAACUCAGUAUGUUUAUUACGACAAAGAAAAUUUGACAAUUGAGACAGAGUAUGUGGAAGAAGAUGAUGAAAUCACAAUUUUAUCAUUUUCAAGAAUUCCAUCUGAAAAUAUUGUAACUGGUCAAAAUAAAAUUUUUCCACUACCGUUUAUUUUUAAAAAACAAUUAAAAGCAGGAGCAAAAAUCACCGUAAAAUUGGAUUUGAGGCCACAACUUUUCAAUUGGGGCACACGAUUAACAAAUUUCAAGGAAUUUCAGUGGCGACCUAUUAAAGAUUUUAAAUCAGAUGGAAACAUUUUGAAGAAUUUUUAUACUUCAGGACAUAUAUUGUAUAGUACACAAUUUCCUAAUACAAGUUAUUCUAACAGAAGCAAAGUAAAGCUUUCUAUAAACAUGAGACAUAGAUGUACAAUUUUUGUUAACGGUAAAUUUGUUGGAGGCCAUACAACAUAUUCUAAACAGUUUUUUUUCCCAGGUGCAAAGACCGGGCCUGAAUUAUUGACAUCUUUGGGUGGAAAAAAUUACGAGAUCACAUCUUAUUUGCACAAAUCAUCAUCAUCGCUCUCAGUAGUGUUUAACGAUGCAUAUAAUCCAAGGGGUGUAAUCUCAUCAUCGAUAUCAGGAUUAAAAUCUACAAAGAUUCAAUGGUAUAUUUGUGGAGUUGAUGUUAGGAAAUUGGGUAAUGCAUAUAUAACGAGUGGAAUUCCUGAUGAAUUUGUUGAUGAUGAGGAGGCUGAAUGGAAACCUCUUUAUGAUGGUGUAAGAUGGUGGAAUUUCAAGUUUACUCAUCCAAUUCAAAAAAAAUUCCAAAAUAUAAUUAAAGCACCUUUAAGAUUGGUAUUGUUUGGUCGAUUUACAAGUUAUAUUUACUUGAAUGGGGUGUUGAUUGGUAGAUAUUAUGGUAAUGGGGAUUGCUCACAACAAAAUUUUUAUUUGAUGGAUGGAUUAUUAAAUCAUUCUGAUGAUAAUUUCAUCGAAAAUAAGCAAAGUUUUACUCAUGAAGAUAGUAAUGAUGACGAAGGCCAACAAAAAGUUGUAAAGAAAAAUAAUUCUAGCAAUAAUAGUGGUUUUAAUGAAAUUACUCUGAUGGUUUAUUCAUGGGAAAAUGUCAAUCCUGAAAAUAUUAAAGUUGAAAUUAGGGGAUGGGAAAUUGAUAAAUAUUCAGGAAAUCUAAUUAAAAAUACUAAAGAUGUUGAUAACUUGCCUUGGAUUUUGCAUACAAAAUGA
Messenger RNA from Entrophospora sp. SA101, 3072 nucleotides. NCBI's taxonomy places the organism in Eukaryota, Fungi, Glomeromycota, Glomeromycetes, Entrophosporales, Entrophosporaceae. The record is from the annotation of a GenBank genome assembly.